This is a messenger RNA of Stegodyphus dumicola, 640 nucleotides long. It is a transcript of the gene Tim8, whose product is annotated as translocase of inner membrane 8. NCBI's taxonomy places the organism in Eukaryota, Metazoa, Arthropoda, Arachnida, Araneae, Eresidae. The record is from RefSeq and is a predicted model, not a curated record.
CUCGCACCUCUGAUCUUUUUUCAUAAAUACGACCUAUCCCUUUACAUUAAAACCAAACCACGUACCAGAGAAGAUUCCUGCAAACAAGGACAGUUUGGAGCACGAAGUAUAAACAUCCCGGCUUUUGAAGGUUGUUAACGUGAUACAAGUUCAUGUUUAUGUCUGUCAGGUCAUAAAAACGCUUACCAAGGGCCUUGAAGAUCAUUUAAAAAUUCAGUUUGUAUUGUAAAGUUUGAAAUAUACCAACUUAAGGAGAAUGGCUGAUAAUUCAUCUGAUAUGAUGGCUGAUAAGGAAUUACAAAAGUUCCUCACAGUCGAAAAAGUCAAAACGCAGUUUCACGAACAAGUUCAUCGAAUUACAGAUGUAUGUUGGGACAAAUGUAUAGAUAAACCAGGUUCAAAAUUGGAUGGUCGUACUCACACUUGUUUGAUUAACUGUGUUGAAAGAUUCAUAGAUUCCACUUUAAUUCUUACUAAUCGAUUUGCACAUCUGCUUCAGCGUUCAGCAGGAGCUAUUUGAGAUUUAGUGACAUGUUUUUCAUAACACUUUCAAUUAAUCUCUGAAACAUUUUUAUGUAAAUAUAAUUAAAUAUUCAAUGAAAGUAAUAUUUAUUAAAGAUUCUGCAUAAGUCAACAAGAA